This is a messenger RNA of Penicillium nucicola, 1854 nucleotides long. Its product is annotated as putative extracellular threonine rich protein. The transcript has a single exon. The record is from RefSeq and is a predicted model, not a curated record. Lineage: Eukaryota; Fungi; Ascomycota; Eurotiomycetes; Eurotiales; Aspergillaceae. Bases 1 to 1854 code for a protein of 617 amino acids.
AUGCUUUCGAGAAAGUGCCUGUUGCUGCUGGCCUGUUCCUGGACGCUCCUCCAAAGCGUCGCGGCUGCUCCAGAUGUCGCUCUGGAGCCAGGUCUUGAUGAUCGCAGCCGUUUGGAGGAACGAGACCUGGAAGAGCGUCAUAACCAUCCCGGCCUGGAGAGCUCACUGCUUUCGGUUAUAACCGAGGAGAUGGCAUCCUCGACUGAACACCCCAGUGGUGGCGGUGGAACUACAUCGCCAACUGGUAGUGGUGAGACGACCUCCCCGACUGGUGGUAGUGAAACAACCACCACCGAAGGUGGAGGUACUUCUCCUACUGGAGGAAGUGGAACCUCACCAACCGGUGGCACCGAGACCGGGACUGGCACUAUUAGUCCUUCAACUAGCGCUCCAACCGGUCCAUCUACAGGUCCCUCAACUGGCACUGUCGAAAAAUCCACCACCCCCUCGACCAGUGGCCCCGAGAUAUCUACUGGCCCUGGAACCACUUCUUCCACAGGUGGUGGUGGCUCUUCUACCACUGCUAGCCCCUCAACAAGUCCCAGCACUGGACCUUCAACCACUGGCCCAGAAACCUCGCCCGGUGAAUCUACCUCUCCCAGUGGAGCCAGUGAAACAACUGCCACCCAGCCUUCAACCACUGCAACCUCUACCACCUCCCCUACUAGCGGUGGCGGAAGUGAGACCCCAAGCAGUGGCGGCCAGACUUCCCCCACUGGCGGCGGAGGCACUACCGGACAACCCAGCUCUACGCCUUCUACCACUGGCGGUGGUGGAGGCGGUACAACCGAACAGCCUAGUACUACUAGUCAUCCAUCUACCACUGGUGGUGGAGGCGGCGGUACUACCGAACAGCCCAGUACUACUAGUCAUCCUUCUACCCCUACUGGCGGUGGAGGUGGUGGUACUGAGCAUCCUUCUCACACCACUGAAGGAGGAGGCGGUGGUGGUACCCCGACACCAGGUGGUUCUGGAGGUGGUAGUGCAUGCCCAUCCGGCCCCAAGCAGACUGUUGUUGUCCCCGUCAAGCCUGUUACCGUGACUUGUCCUCCUGCUGUGACUGUCACCGUGACUGCUACUCCAUCUUCUGGUGGUGGAUGUCCUUGUACCACUGAAGGUGGAGGUAGUCCAGGUGGUGGUGGUGGAGGAAAUCCAGGCGGCGGCGGAGGUAACCCAGGUGGUAGUGGUGGUGGAGGAAGCCCAGGAGGCGGCGGCAGUGGUGGUAACCCAGGAGGAGGAGGAGGAGGAGGAGGAGGAGGAGGAGGAGGAGGAGGAGGAGGAGGUGGGGGUGGUGGUGGUGGUGGUGGAAAUCCAACAGGAGGAGGUGGUAACCCGACAGGGGGUGGUGGUGGUGGUGGUGGAGGAGGAGGAACCACAACUGGAGGCGGCGGUGGUCCAACCACAGGCGGAAGCAGCUCAACAAGAGUCCCCCCCAGCAGCAGCGGCGAAGUCUCGUCAUCCACCAGAACCAGAACAAGCACCAGCACCAGCACACGUACCUCGACCCCCUUCAUCCCAACCAGCACCAGAGAGAGAACCAGCAAAACCACAACCUCGACUCCUGUGAGCAGAACUACUGCCCCAACCUUGACCACCUCGACGUCCAAGCCAGAGACCAAAUCGGAGACCAAGUCUAGCACCAAGUCUGGCCAGGUCAAGCCAACCCCGCGGGCACAUGUAGUCCCUGAUAUUGUUCGACGAGCCGCAGUUGGAAACACUACAACCACAUUCAGUAACUCGACCCUGUCGAACACGACUAUUCCUGUGAACGGCACUGAAACUCCGCCUGAGCAAGCUACUGAGCCUGCACCUGUCUUCUUGCCUCGAUUCCACCGUGGUCGAUUCAGGGCUUAG